Messenger RNA from Magallana angulata, 5398 nucleotides. Its product is annotated as kelch-like protein 21. The record is from RefSeq and is a predicted model, not a curated record. The transcript has 2 exons. NCBI's taxonomy places the organism in Eukaryota, Metazoa, Mollusca, Bivalvia, Ostreida, Ostreidae. The coding region runs from base 2723 to 4435 and encodes 570 amino acids. Gene Ontology annotation, molecular function: protein binding.
ACAUAAUUUCCACGACAAAACUCUGCGUAAAUAUUACGGUAGUUCGAAUUUCCUUCAAUUAGGGUACUUAAUAAAAAGUAUUUUCUGUUUCAACGUAUUCCUUUGCCGUUGCUUUCUACAAAAGCUAAAUUCUUAUGUGUAUUGAUGAGUUUUAUCAUUUAAAACGAGCAUCCUCCUUAUGAUUAUGAUGGUUACAGAUUAAUCUUUUCGUCACAAAGUUUAUUUACGCCCUUACCAGGUGGUUACUAAAUCUUGUGUCCUACAUUGUCCCGAGACACAGUUAAAGUAAUCUGACUGUGUCUCUUGACCGGCCUCACUUUGUCAUUGUCUCAACUCAAACCAUUGUCUCAACUCAAACCAAAAUGAAAAAAUUUGGGUUAUUAUUAUUUUCUUCAAGAAGCAUAUAGACUGGACCUGUGGAUGAAGGCGAUAUGUAUGUCUACAUUUUUUAAAAGAAGAUAGGUCCAUAAUUGUUUUACCUUGUAGAAUAAAGCAAAGAUAAAAAGCAUGUUUGAAGCUGAAAAUCACAAUCAAAAUAGACAUAAUGGCAUGUUUUCUUUAUGAUUUAGGCCUAGGUACAUUAAUGUUAAUAUGCUUUUACAUUAUCACCAGUGACAUCUUGUAAUAAUGUUGAUUUAUUUUUUACGUGUUGAUAUAUAUUGAUCUUGGUGACUAAUGCUUAAAUGGGAAUCUGCAAAAUUUUUCUGAGACUCAAAUCUUCGUGGCAAUAUGAACGGAACAGUCUGGAAAUUAUGAAGCAUUGAUAAAAUUAACACACAAAUAAAAAUGAUUUAGGCUCUCUUAUAUGUGUGUUAAAACAAAUAGGUUUAAAUUUGUUAACCAAGAACACAAAAAUUUAAUUUAGGUAAAUGAUUUUAGGAAUAGUCCUGACAUAAAACCUGUAAUGGGAUUCUGAGUUGCACACUUGGUCACAGAAAUAAUAGGUGCUGUAUAGUUCUGUUUGAUUUUACCUCUUGGAAAUUUACAUUUGCAUUUAAACUCAAAGAUGAUAGUUUCCUAACCAAAAGUUUGCUAUUAUUUUGUUUUAUGUAUAAUUGCAUAUGAUUUUGCAUGGAUGUUUGGUGGGAUUCAACCGUCCAGUUAUUGAGUACCUUAAUUCUUUUUGAUUUGCUAAUAAAACCUCUUGAUAUAAAGGGUCCUCUAAACACCUGGGAAAAGUUCUGCGUAUGUACGAUUCUGAACUUCUAAACUGCUUAAGGAUAUAGAUUUCACACAUGUGUUCAACUUGAAAAUGAUACACAAAAAUCAAUUCAGGGGGGAAAAAUCAAUUUUUUAAAUUGUACUUCUAAACAUAAAAAUAAAAGUGGGACCUGCAGUUGGUAGAAUAAGCUACACCCAUUGCACCAAAGAGAUAGACAACCAAUUUUGGCAAUAUAAUCAGUUUCACAAUGCGUUCAAAUUGCCAUGUUGUGGAAGUAGAAGUCACAAUUAAGGUGUCAAAGAUCCUAAAGUUUAUAGACUGUCAAAAUUAGAAGGUCUGUGCUAUAUUGUAUGAAAUUGAUGCUGUUUCAACUAAAAUAUACAGCCUUGGAUAAAGGCAACAAGUGCAGUUGCUGCAAUGAAUUCAUACCUAUUAGUCUUUGACUGUACAAUUAACCAUAAUUAGACCCGGCCUUUACCAGAUUGGAGUUUGACGUGUACUGCUUAAAGGUUAAGUUCAUGUUAAAAUGGCUCUUCUAUGCUUUGGAGGCUGAUGUUUAAGAAUUUAAUAGACCAGAGGGAUAAAGGCACAGGAACUUGUUUCUAUGAUAAAGUAUUGGUAUAUAUUAUAAAUAUAACAGUUGUAAAUAUCAUACUAUGUGGUUAAGUUUAUUGCAGAAACAAUUGCUUGUGAAAUUAUCGGGGUAAAAUAAAUAAAUUAGUAACUAAAUAAAUAAAUAUUUGGGUACAUGUACUAUAUAAGAACAAAGUAUAAAAGGGCAUCUUCUAAGUUGUUGAAUUAAAAUAUUGUACAGUAAAUAUUCAAUUUGGCUGAAACAUUAGAACCCAAAAUCUCUGCCACUGAGAUAAUGAAAAAUUGUGUCACUUAUUCAAAGCAGACAUAAUUUUAGAGUAAACUGUGCACAUUGAAAUUUGAGAAGUGAGUAAUUGCUACUCUGUGUUUUGUUCGGGAUGUUAUGUUUGCAUGGACGCAUCAGAGUUUCAUGUUUCAGACAAAUCACUACAAAGGGGCUUAUCAUGUAUAUCUUGCAUGCCAGUUAGAGGUUUAAGUAGAGUGACUUUAUUGUUUAUUGAUCUAAAUUUCAGUCAUUAAAUUCUGUUCAUAUAAGAAAGGAUAUCUGUAAAUUGCAGUGCAUUUCUAUGCCUGUGAGAUCAGCAAUUUGAAACAUUUUUGACUUUUGUUUUCUUUGUUUUUCCAUACAUCAAUGGCUCAAUGCUCUCUUUAUUAUGACUUUUAACUACCUGAUCAAAAGCAAUACAUACUUAAAUGGUAAAAGACUUUUAAGGUUAAUUCCAAAGUUAUAGAAUAAAAAAAUUCAAGGCCAACAUUUAAGGAGUGAAGGACCCUGGCAUAGUUGCACAUACAUGAUUUUCUGAGAUUUAUUUAUCUGGAACCAUUCUGUGAAGUUGUUUUUACAGUAGGCAUUAAAGGACAUUGUAUUGGGCAGAUGUUUUAAUGAGUAUAGAUGAGAGCUGUUGAGGCAGGUCUACAGCCAGAGAUGUCAUAUUGAGGAAGAGACUUCCCUACCACAGUUUUAAAAUGGGGACUCCCAACAAGGAAAGAUGUUUUCUAAAAAGUGUCCAAUAUGCUCCUGAUCUCUUGAAACAGCUAAACAAUCUGAGACAGGAGAAAGUUUUUACUGAUGCCACCUUGUGUGUUCAACAUGAAGAGAUUUACUGUCAUCGCAUCAUUCUGGCAGCCAGCAGCCCUUAUUUUCGUGCCAUGUUUUCCCACAACCUGCGAGAAGGGCGAGAUUUCAGGGUAUCCUUUCAGGAAGUUUCCCCGUGGACCAUGAAGCGAAUCAUUGAUUAUGUCUACACGGGAAAUCUGGAAAUAACAACAGAAAACGCUCAAGAGUUGCUGUCUGCAGGAAGCUUGUUUGAGUUUCCAGCUAUUGUGGCAGCAUGCUGUGAUUUCCUUAAACAACAGCUCCAUAUCAGUAACUGUUUAGGGAUAGAAGAAUUUGCCAUGAUCCAUUCAUGUAAAAAAUUGCAGGAUGAGGCGCACAAGUUUGUUCUAGAGAACUUCAGCAGUGUAGUUGAAUGUGACGAAUUUUUGCACUUGAGUCUAAACCGCCUUAAAGAUUACAUUGCAAGUGACUGGAUUGAGGUGCAAGUGGAGGACACCGUGUACGAAGCCGUCAUGAAGUGGAUAAACUAUGACAUUGAUGAAAGACGCAGUGAUCUGUUGGAACUUUUAGAAGAAGUAAGACUUCCCGUUGUAGAUUUGAACAAACUUGCCGCCAUCGAGCAUGAUUCUCUCGUUAAAAGCAUGCCAGAUUGUCUGAAGCUAGUUUUAGAAGCAAAGGAGCAGCAUGCCUCGAUCCAUGAUCAGCAUGGGCGCAGAAGACGCAGCAUGCAAAACUGCCAGGUCCAUCCUCGUCCGUCCACAGUGGCCACAGAAAAACUGGUCGUUAUCGGGGGUCAAGGGACAAGGUCGGUGGAGAUGUAUGACCCCCAAAAGGAGAAGUGGUCAGACCUUCCUGUCUUUCCCAAGUCUGCCACCUCUUAUAGUGUGUGUGCUGUAUCCAACUCGAUUGUUGUUACGGGUGGAAUUUUUGAGAACCGUAUCAUAUCAGAUGUUUGGAAAUUUGACAGUGUCAAAAGGAUUUGGAUAGAAAUGCCACCACUGCUUAAGCCAAGAGCUCGACAUUCGUCAGGAGUGCUGCAAGACAGACUCUUUGUGCUUGGUGGGAUUACUUAUGAAACAACCUCCUCCAUCAUUGAUUUAGACACCAUUGAGAGUUAUGAUUCUAAAAUCAAGGCAUGGACGGUUGUCGGAAAUUCUCCCUUUCCAAGAAGUCUCUCCCAGGUCGUCUCACACAAUGAAAUGCUGAUGGAAGUGGGGGGACUCCAAGGAGGGGUGAAAGUGAACACCAUUGACAGUUACACACUGAGUGAAAACGGGAAGAUGAAGUCAACAGGGGAACAAUUCAUAUUACCAGAAGCCAUACAACUUGCUCAAAUAGUUGUGAUCAAUGGGAUAUUUUACAUCAUUUGGGAGGACUCGAAGAAGAUGAUUGCCUUGAAUCCUCAAAAGCGUACAUUCCAAACACUAGCAGACUUGCAUUACUCCCACAAGUACAGUGGAGCCACUGUCCUAGGGGAAAAGAUAUACGUGACUGGGGGGUUAGUGGAUUCUCGGCCCAUCAAUGUGGUGGAAUGCUACGACCCUAGUACCGAUACCUGGACCAUCGAAAACACAAUGAAGGAAACGCGUGCCUUCCAUGGCUGUGUCACCAUUCAACUGUGAUCUGGACAUUGUACAAAAAUGAAGUUGUGAUUGAAUUUCUCACUCAUGAAUUUGCAUAUCUUUGUCAUUUGACAUAUCUUUUGUAACAAUUAUUUAAUUUAGGUUGGCAUUAACAGAAAGUGCAUCCUGAAAAAAAAUCAUUUAUCUCCUUGUUCAUUGCAAACAAGUGCUAUAUAUCAUACAUACUUUUUUUAAUGUGUGAUCCAGGUUGCUUUCUUUUCAAUUAAAUGUGCCAUGAAUAUCAUCAGAUUUUGCUAUGUAUAAUUUUUUUUGCCCUGAAGCCAAUUACAUGUACUUAAUGUGUUAAUAAUUUAAUUUUCCAGCAUUGAAUUAAUUAGAUCAAAUGCUUACUGGUUUAUUAGGAUGAAAGUUAGGUGUAAUAAUUAUGCAGGAGUGAUGUUAAUUAGGAUAAAUGAUAAUUGCAAUAACAACAAUUAACCCACCAUACAUAUAUACAUUUUGCCAAAAAAUAUUGCUAGUCUUGUAUAUGAUGAUAUAAUGUAUCAAUGCCAUACAAUUUUAUGGGUGCAGGUAUGGGGGAAGGGAUCAAAUGUAUUGGAUAAUUAUCACAGUGUCAAUUAUUUAUGAAUUUUUGUCACAAGAUUUGUUUUAAAUUUUAUCACUAUCUCAAAGCUUUGUUAGUGUUCGGCCUAGAUUUUCAGGUAUGCCUAAAGGAAGACAUCUUCACUUGGUAUAACAGAUACUGUUUUAAAAAUACUGAUAUGUAUUCCAAAUAUAAUUUAUUUUGUUCAUAAUCAUAAAGUUCUUGCACAAAGAUCAGAACAUUUGGCAUGGAUUGGCACAUGGGGAACAAACACAAGUUAACUUUCUGUAACUUUUUUUGAACUUUUUGUAUCCAGUUCCAUACAUGUAUUGCGUUUUAAUUUCUUUAACAAAGUUAAGUCCACAGUGGUAGACCAAUAAUCAUUAUUGUCAUUACAAAAUAAAUAUAUUUCAAUUAUA